UUGCUAUAACGUCAAAAGAAAAUUUCUAAUAUAAGACUUCUGAAGGCUAAACUCAUGAAAUAAAUGAUUUUAAUGAAUAUUUUUAUGAACGAAUUCACACAGUAAAAUUAGAAGGGAGCACUGCGGAUACUAUAUUUUGGGUAAACUUAUAUAUGGGUACUCCUCCUUAACGCUAAGCGGCCAUAAUUGAUACAGGAAGUAAUUUAUUAGCUUUUCCAUGUUCUGAUUGUAAAAAAAAUGAUUGUGGUCAACAUUUAAAUUCUCCUUUUGAACUAAAUAAUUCUUACACAUCUAAAUAGAUAUCUUGUUCAGCCAAAUUUGGAGAUUUUACAUGUCCAUAAUAUAAAUGUUUUGAUGACGUUUGUUCUUGGUCAGUAUCAUAUGCGGAAGGUUCUACUAUAGGGGGUUUUUUAGCUACUGAUAAUGUUAUUUUAGGUGACGAGAUGAAUGAAUAUAUUUAAAAGCAAAAAAAUAAUACACUAACUUUUUAAGAAGAAGAAUAGUAUAUUCAAUAUAUACACCAUGAAGGAGUUUAAAUUAUAUUUGGAUGUACCACUAGAGAAACUAGGCUUUUUAAAAGUCAGGUUCCAGAUGGAAUUGUUGGUUUAUCGCCAGGAACUAAAAAAGGUGUUCCAAAUAUAAUAGAUUAAAUUUUUUAACAACAUAAAUUAAAUGGAGAAAAACUAGCUUUUUCAAUUUGCUUACAUUGGUAAAAAGGUGGAUAUAUGAGUAUUGGAGGAUAUAAUUAUGAAUUACAUUUACCUGAUGAAAAAAUUUAAGUAUUAAAAUAUCCAAAAAAUGCAGAAUAUUAUAAUGUCAAAAUUGAAUCUGUUUAUAUUAAUAAUAAAAAAAUACCGUGUAAUUUAAAUUAUGAAACUUUAAUUGAUUCUGGAACUACUAUUGUAUUAGGUCCUAAUAAUUUUAUUCUGCCUAUUAUUUAAUCAAUAAAUUAAUUAUGUUUAACUCAAUACAAUUGUGGUGGAAAAGAUAAAACAGAUAAUUAAUAAACUAGAUUUUAAUAUGAUAGCUAUAAAUUCAAAACAUUAUAAAAUUUUUUCAACAGUUUUCCUAUGAUAUAAAUUAAAUUAAAUGAUAAUGUUAAAAUCGAAUGGACUGCAGAUGCCUAUUUAUAUGAAGUUAAAAAUAAUUAAUAUGAAUUCGCAUUUGAUUCAUACAAUAGUGGAAAAAUUUAUCUUUCAGGACCUUUUAUGAAAAAUUAUGAUGUUCUUUUUGAUAGAUAAAAUCAUGAAAUUCAUUUCACGAAAUCUAAAUGUAUUAAUGAAGGUAUUAGUUCAAUUCAUAUGAAUUAAAAUAGUCACAAGGUUAAAAAACUAUUAAAGAUGGUGUUUUUAUUAAAAAUUAUUAAUAAUAAUAAUUACAAUAAUAAUGGUAAUAAUGGUAAUAAUGGUAAUAAUGGUAAUAAUGGUAAUAAUGGUAAUAAUGGUAAUAAUGGUAAUAAUGGUAAUAAUGGUAAUAAUGGUAAUAAUGAUAAUAAUGGUAAUAAUGGUAAUAACAAAAAUAAUGGUAAUAAUAAUAAUACUGGUAAUAAUGCUAAUAAUGCUAAUAAUGGUAAUAAUGGUAAUAAUGGUAAUAAUGGUAAUAAUGGUAAUAAUGGUAAUAAUGGUAAUAAUGGUAAUAAUGCUAAUAAUGCUAACAAUGCUAAUAAUGCUAAUAAUGCUAAUAAUAGUAAUAAUGGUAAUAAUGGUAAUAAUGGUAAUAAUAGUAAUAAUGGUAAUAAUGGUAAUAAUAAUAAGACUGAAAACGAAAAAUAUAAAUAAAAAGAAAAUUAAAUUGAUAAUUAAAGGAAAAAUUAAGAAUUUUUCAUUAUUAUUAUUAUUAUUAUUUCAAGUUUCUUUUUAUUAUGUUUGAUUUAUAUUGUUAUCAGAAAUUAUAAAAAAAAGAAACAAUACGUAAUUAUUAAUAAUAGCGUUUAAUAAUAAUAAUAAUAAUAAGAAUAAUAAAAAGAUUAUGAAUUUGCCUAAUAUUAUUAAGAUAAAGACGAGAGCUUAAGAAGCGAAGAGAAUAUAAAAGAUGGUUAUAUUAACAAUCCUGUUUAUGAUGAUAUCGAAGAAUCGGCCAUAGAAAAUAAAUACCUUAAAAACAUAAACUAAAAUUAUAUUAAAUUGGAGAGAGAAUAGGCAUUAAACGACUGAUGUUUUAUUUAUAAAUAUGAAAUAUCUAAUUCUUAA
Ichthyophthirius multifiliis is the source of this 2189-nucleotide messenger RNA. RefSeq lists its product as hypothetical. The annotation marks the transcript as partial. The record is from RefSeq and is a predicted model, not a curated record. Gene Ontology annotation, biological process: proteolysis. NCBI's taxonomy places the organism in Eukaryota, Ciliophora, Oligohymenophorea, Hymenostomatida. The transcript is spliced from 5 exons. Gene Ontology annotation, molecular function: aspartic-type endopeptidase activity.